Gryllus bimaculatus (two-spotted cricket) is the source of this 2393-nucleotide messenger RNA. The record is from the annotation of a GenBank genome assembly. Lineage: Eukaryota; Metazoa; Arthropoda; Insecta; Orthoptera; Gryllidae.
UUCGUAUGUUGGUGUAAUUGUAUUUGGCGAUGCAACGCCUGUUCGACUUCUGUCCCAGAUCCCGCCAGUUUUUAACACUACUGUCAGUGGUUCCAAUAUUAAAAGCUGUUAUUGUACAUUGAUUACUUGGCUAACUAAUAUUUAUUGUAUUUAUUCGGAAGGGCCUUGUAGGGAGAGUUUUCCCUUCAUGUGAAUGGGGAAAUAAGAUAUAAGGUCUUUUGGAGUGACUUGUCAUUUAGAUAACUGCGUGAGGCAUUAUCGUGUAAGACUUGAACAGAUUCACAAGUUAUUUGAAUUGUUUUUGUGGAGAUAUUUAGAAUGGAUAUUGCGUCUGUGUUCAGAUUCGAGAAAUCUAAUGAAGCUCUUUCUAAUUUGGAAAAGUUGUUGACUUGUAAAAAGUGCAAUGAAUUCUGUAAAAAUCCUCGAAGACAUUCAGAUUGUGGGUAUCUUUUGUGUUCCUGUUACUCAGCUAAAACUGACUCUUGCCCAGAUUGUGGCCAACGAUAUUCCCAGUCUAAUACCACCCCAGCUUACCAGGUGAAUACAAUUAUUGAGGCUGCAAAAACAAUUAAACAUCUUAUCUGUCAAAAACCGGUUGAGGCAACUGAAAACAGAGUUUCUGAUGGGGAAACGGAAAAUAAAAUGGUAACUUUUGACAAAAGGUGCACUGAAGCAAGUGUUGAAGCACAAGGAAUUAAGGAUUACAGAGUGUCAUCUGACGAUUUCAAAAAGCCAGAAAACAAGGCAAUACAAAAUAAAAAUAAAGAAGUAACAGUUGGUUUCUCAAGUGUGAGCAGACAAGGAGCCAAAAGUGCUGGAAAACAAUCAAAAACAAAUCUAAUCAAAGAAGUCAUUUCUAAUGAUUCGAAGAGUAUAAGGAAAUGUGUAGAACUGACACAAAUUCCAGCAAACAUAAAAGCAAUAAUGAAACGCAAUUCAAAAGGAGAAACAAAACUUCACACAGCAUGUGUGAAAGGUGACACAAAGAAAGUAGAAGAAUUUCUCAGUGCUGGAGCAGAUCCAUGUACUAAGGAUAAUGCUGGCUGGACUCCUCUGCAUGAAGCAGUAUCCAAAGGUUUCACAGAAAUUGUGAAACUACUGCUAGGAGCAGGAGCUUUGGUUAAUGUCCCUGGCUAUUACAAUAACACUCCUCUUCAUGAUGCUGCCCUUAAUAAUCACUUGGAAGCUGCACGUUUAUUGAUUGAAUAUGGAGCAAAUCCUCUCUUGCAAAAUAUAGAAGGUUACACCCCUCAAUCUGAUGUUACUCACAUCGUAGUUCCUUCUAAUAAAACCUGCACCCCUGCAGUGGAUAUAUUGCAUGGGAUACUUAGAGGCAAAUGGAUUGUAGAUUCAACGUGGCUUCUUUCCUGUUUACACUGCAAUGCUCUUGUGGAUGCUUCAGAACAAGAACUCACAGGUACUGCUAGAUUUCAAAACAGUUUUGCUCCUAAACGAAGCAGAGAAAACAUGGAAAAAAUGCAACCAAGCAUUUUCAAUGGCUGUCAUUUCUAUUUUUCUGGUGUUGAUAAAAUCACCAUUGGCGAAAUAAAGUUUACAAAGGCCCAUCUUUCCUCUCUCGUUCUUAGUGGUGAUGGAUUAGUGCUUACUCGAGAACCAAAUCCUGAAGCCAUUCCUGCUCAUGAACGUACAAUUCCUUAUCAUGCAAAAGGAAGUCUAUCCAAAUGUUCUCAUUAUAUUAUAUACCAACAUGGACGACAUGAACCUCAGUUGAAAUAUAAUAUGACACAUGUGAAGUCAUUACCUGUUACAUGGCUACUAGAUUGUAUUGAAACAUUUACUUUGAUUGAACCUUAGUAUUUUAAUCUUUGUAUAAAUUUGUGGGUUUCUUGAACACUGUAUUGCAGUAAUGGUGGAAUCUCCAGUCACGAAGUAAACAUUAUUUGGAGUGUUUAUGAGAGUAUGAAAUAAUUGUGUGGGUAUGGUUUUUUGACAAAAAGCAUUGUUUUGUACUUUGUAACAUUUAAAUUCAAAAAAAGUUUGAAAUAAAAAGAAAUAAUAAUUUACUAACAGAUUUUUCUUUAUUAUGAUUCGUGUGUCUUCGUUAGAGAAUUCAAUGAAACUUUUAAGUGUAAUUGGUUGGUAUUGGUGGUUUGAUUUUCUUACUUGGCUUAUAUUAUUACUACCAACUUAAAAAUCAAAACAAAACUUAAGGGUCAUACUGAUAUUAAUUUGAAUGAACGUUUAGAAAGAAGUUAUCACUACUGGUAUUUCAAGACUUACAUCCAGCCACCUUUUAUACACAUACAUCCUAAACUCUUGUGGGCAACUGAUAAGAUUACCUUAUCUUUUAUCAGCACAGCAAGUUCUUUGCUUGUUUGAUUUUUCAUUCAACACGUAGACUUUCACCAGUUGCAAUGACUGAAAUUAAUUUU